AUGAGGUUCAAGUCAGGCCCGGUGGUAGCUUCAAUGAGAUUUUUGUGCGAUUAUAACAAGAAUUUGACACACAUGCUCCACGGUUACUUGGAAAGCGAGCCGCUCACGCUCCAGCUGUUCAUCGGCACCGCCGACGACCGCCUGCUGCGACCCCAUGCUUUCUACCAGGUCCAUCGAAUCACCGGGAAGACCGUUUCCACCACCAGCCACGAAACAAUACUUUCCAACACCAAAGUCCUGGAAAUUCCACUUCUUCCAGAGAACAACAUGAGAGCAAUCAUCGACUGUGCUGGGAUAUUAAAGCUCCGAAACUCUGACAUUGAGCUGCGCAAGGGAGAGACGGACAUCGGUCGGAAAAACACGCGCGUGCGGCUGGUCUUCAGGGUUCAUAUCCCGCAGGCCAACGGCAGGCCCCUCUCCUUGCAAGUAGCCUCCAACCCUAUCGAGUGCUCUCAGAGAUCUGCCCAAGAACUGCCUCUGGUGGAGAAGCAAAGUACCGACAGCUUUCCUGUUAUUGGAGGGAAAAAAAUGGUACUGACUGGCCAUAACUUCCUGCAAGACUCCAAAGUCAUCUUUGUGGAGAAAGCACCAG
Tauraco erythrolophus (red-crested turaco) is the source of this 592-nucleotide messenger RNA. NCBI's taxonomy places the organism in Eukaryota, Metazoa, Chordata, Aves, Musophagiformes, Musophagidae. The record is from RefSeq and is a predicted model, not a curated record.